AUCCACUCGUGCUUCGCUGCAGCGUCUCGACGCUGCGCGAAAUAUCGUUGUUUAUCGUUUAAUUCUUCGCCGCUAGUCGAUAUGCAUAAUCUGAGAGUGAAACACGCCAGGACGUACGCAGUGGCGCUUUUCGCGCUACUACGAUUCGCUUCUAACGCCGACGCGGAUGACAGCGACUUCAUCCGCGACUACUUCGUGCACAAGGCGGUGCGGAGUGUCGUCGGAUUCUCCUGUGGAAACUCCACAAGCGAUUUUCAUCUCAUGAAGAAAUUAAGCCGCGCCGGCAUAUUCACGAUCGUCCGGAAUCCCGACGCGAGACUCAACAUACGGCGCUUCCUCAACACGGAGACUUGGACCUUGGGCGUCAUCGUGGAUCUACGAUGCUACGAGAACAACAGCACCGUGGCUAUUUUCUCCGAGAGCUCGAGGUAUCGCAUGUACGAUUACUCAUAUAACUGGCUGGUCCUGGGAUCGAAGCUGAACAAGAGCGUGUCGCUUCUGAACGACAGCGCAUACAGCAUGACCACCGAUCUCGCGCUCGCGAUCACGAACGGCAGCAAUUAUGAUCUCUACGAUGUCUUCAAUCACUGCAAGUAUCGAGGAGGUAUUCUAAACGUGACGAGGCUGGGUUUCUGGCGGCUCGGAAUCGGCCUCAUCAUCACUCUGACUCAACCUUUGGUCCAGAGGAGGGCCAAUAUGCAUGGCAUGAUGCUGAAGAUAUCCGGUGUGAUACAAUAUAGACCGAAGAAUAUGCGACUGGAGGAUUACAUGUACGACAUCAACACUAGAUCUUUAGACAGCAUGCACAAGUUUGUGUACGCGAUGAUAUCUCACACCGCUGACCUCUUCAACUUCAGUGUACAUGCCUCGGAGAUCAUUUACUGGGAUCGUCACAGCGUGCACGGCUUGAUAUUCGAGAUCUUGAAUGCGAAUUACAUCGACUUCGGCAGUAACCCCAGGAUUAUGGUAUCCGAGAGAUUAGAUUAUGCCACUCUCAUCGGUGCGGCAUGGCCAAUUCGACCCUGUUUCAUGCUGUUGUCCACCACGGGAAACAAGAUCAAGCUCGAAAUCUUCUUGAAACCUUUCUCGCGAGAGGUCUGGUAUGUGAACAGCGUGUUCAUCGUAUUCUGCAUCUUCAUAAUGAGGAUAAUAAUGAGACGCGAGGAAGCGAGCAGGAGCGAGAAGUAUUCCGGCGCAAUGGUUCUUACCAUCGGCGUAGUCGCUCAGCAGGGUGCGGACUUCUCUCCCGUGCGCACUGCGAGCCGCAUCGCUCUCCUGCAGAUCCUCGUGUUCAACUGGAUCAUGUUCAACUACUAUUCGGGCAGCAUAGUAUCGGCUCGUCUGAGCGAACCGCUCGACAUGAUGGAAGACUCCGUGACGGUGCUCGCGGACAGCGACCUGAAGAUCGCUGCGGAGGCUGUGCCAUACCUGAACUACUUCUUAUACAAACUCAACUGGGAGUCGAAUUACUUCAGGAAGAAACGCUGGGACCCUCUGCCAGAGUCGAAAAGGUAUUUGCCGUUAGAGGAGGGAAUGAAGCAGGUGAGCGAAGGCACUUUGGCGUAUCACACGGACCCCAAUACAGCGUAUCCAUACAUCGAGAAGAUGUUCGACGCGAACAAGAUUUGCGCACUGACGGAGAUCCAUCUGUUCAAGCAGUCCGUCAUGGGUAUGUACGCCAGUCGCAACGGUCAGUUCACCGAGAUAGCAAAGAUCGGAUUGUCUAAGAUGUUUAAUACUGGAUUGCGCGACCGUCAGAUAAAAUUUUGGUCGAGUAGGAAACCUCAGUGCCAGCUCGACACAUUGUCCACGAGAAGCAUAAGCAUAUACGAGACCGCCCCGGCUUUGAUUCUGCUAGUCUCUGGUAUGUUCGUCGCGUGUGUAAUGUGCGUCAUCGAGAACAUUGUCUACAAUCGAUCCAUGAGGAGGAAGAGGCGAGGGCAAGCGAGCAGCGACGAUGUGGAGAAGGUGGCUAGUACGAGCGAGCACAGGACGUCCAAAUGAGAUACCUCGAGGAAGUGAAACCUCCACGCGUCCGUCGUGUGUUACAAAUCAUGAAUUCGUUAAUAUCUCGUUGUCGCACGUUGGACAAGCGCGUAUAAUAGCUGUAAUUUUCCUCAGUCACUGUAAUCGUUCGAAUAAAAGCGAGGAUCGCU
Molecule: messenger RNA, 2156 nt
Organism: Harpegnathos saltator (Jerdon's jumping ant)
Lineage: Eukaryota; Metazoa; Arthropoda; Insecta; Hymenoptera; Formicidae
Exons: 10
Coding region: 82-2004 (640 amino acids)
Source: RefSeq, a predicted model, not a curated record